Molecule: messenger RNA, 2576 nt
Organism: Pelodiscus sinensis (Chinese soft-shelled turtle)
Lineage: Eukaryota; Metazoa; Chordata; Testudines; Trionychidae
Gene: ADCK1
Product: aarF domain containing kinase 1
Biological process (GO): mitochondrion organization; lipid homeostasis
Cellular component (GO): mitochondrial inner membrane
Source: RefSeq, a predicted model, not a curated record
UCUGUAGUUCGCUUGGGUCCUCCCCAUUCUCUAGCCUAUGGAGUUGGAACAAGCAUAAGACUACAAGUUCCAGCAUGCAACGCGGGAGAGAGGCUGUACCACAUGCGGGGAGAGGGUCUCUGUUGUGUCCAAGUAAAAGCAUCGAGGCGGUGCUGAGUAGCCGCGAUCGCCGGCAUGGCCAGAAGGGCCUUGAAACUUGUCUCUCUGGCAGCAGCCACUUCUGGCUUCUACCUCUACAGCAGCAAGUAUCUGGAUCCCAAUGAUUUUGGAGUUGUUCGGGUGGGCAGAGCCAUUGCCACAACAGCUGUUAUCACUUAUGACUACCUCACUGCUCUCCGGAGUGUCCCGUAUGGAUCACAGGAGUAUGCCUACGUCAAAUCACAGGUGCAUCUGCGCUCUGCGGAACGUCUACGGGACCUGUGCUGUGCCAACAGAGGCACCUUCAUCAAAGUGGGACAGCAUUUGGGGGCACUCGACUACCUUCUGCCUGAGGAAUACACUCGCACCCUUAAGGUACUACACAGCCAGGCCCCACAGAGCAGCAUGCAGGAGAUUGAACAAGUGAUUCGUGAGGACCUGGGCAAAGAGAUCAAAGAGCUCUUUGUGAGUUUUGAGGACACUCCUCUGGGAGCAGCAUCCCUGGCUCAGGUCCACAAGGCAGUGUUGCAGGAUGGGAGGACAGUGGCAGUAAAAGUCCAGCACCCGAAGGUUCAGGCUCAAAGCUCCAAGGACAUUUUGUUGAUGGAGAUUCUCCUGCUGACUGUGAAGCAAAUCUUUCCAGACUUUGAAUUCAUGUGGCUGGUGGACGAAGCUAAGAAGAAUUUGCCCCUGGAGUUGGACUUCCUCAACGAGGGGAAGAAUGCUGAAAAGGUCGCCCACAUGCUCAAGGACUUUGACUUCCUGAAGAUCCCUAGGAUCUACUGGGAGCUUUCAACCAGGCGUGUCCUUCUCAUGGAGUUUUUGGAAGGCGGGCAAGUGAACGACAGGGCCUAUAUGGAAAGGAACUGCAUUGAUGUCAAUGAGAUCUCUCGCAAUCUGGGGAAGUUGUACAGCGAAAUGAUCUUUGUGAACGGCUUUGUACACUGUGACCCGCACCCAGGCAAUGUGCUGGUGAGGAAGUGCCCAGCCACCGGCAAGGCCCACAUUGUACUGCUGGACCAUGGGCUCUACCAGGUCCUAACACAGAAGUUCCGCUUGGACUACUGCAGACUCUGGCAGUCCCUGAUCAAAGCUGAUAUGAAGAGGGUGCAGAAGUACAGCAGAAGGCUCGGGGCGGGUGACCUGUACCCACUCUUUGCAUGUAUGCUCACUGCCAGGUCCUGGGAUUCUGUCAACAGGGGCAUCGACCGGUCACCUGUCACAGCCAGUGAGGACGUGGAGAUCCGGACCAAUGCUGCUACUUACCUACCUCAGAUCAACCAGCUCCUCAACAACGUCCCUCGCCAGAUGCUGCUGCUGCUCAAGACCAAUGAUUUGCUAAGGGGGAUUGAGUCAGCCCUACGCACACGGGCCAGUGCCAGCUCCUUCCUCAACAUGUCUCGCUGCUGCAUUCGAGCCGUCUCCACGUACCAGAGGAGCAAGUCUCACUCCCUGUACAAAAAGGCCCAGAUCUCUCUCUUAGAAGCCCUGAGCCUGUGGCAGAUCAACUUGUAUGAACUCUUCCUGCGGCUGAAGGGGACCCGGCUGGGGAACUGGGUCAUUGCUUUCCUGAGCAGGAUGCACCAUUCUCUGUACUGACAGGAACUGGCGGGAGAAGCCUGGGCAAUUACUGUUCGCCUCCAUUGUCCGCAGCACUCUUGCCUUCCUGACCAUUUCUGUCCGUACUCCACAAAGGAAAUUGAGACUCUUUUCUUGUAACAUGUGGUGUCGGCCUUGGCUAUCAGAGCAUAAGCUUCUCUACAGCAGUAAGGGAGACGAGAGUGGGUGCUCUAGCAGUCAGGGCUCCUGGAUUCUAUUCUAGCAGUGAGUGAGGGCAGUGGGCAGGACAGGGGGACUAGGAGUCUCUCUGUUCCCAGCUCUAGGAAUACCACAAUGGAAACAUCCUAUAGACUUGAAUAGAACAUGAGAACCUUUUCUAGGCUCCCUCUUCCACUUUUAAACCAUCUUAAAACAUUUAAGAGAAAUGAAUCCCCACCCUAGAAUUCUCCAGGAUAAUUCAAAUCCCCUAGAGAAGAAAUCAUUAUUAAUAAAAUCCAGUAGGGUUUUCAGUAGUGGUACAGAAUCCUGUUGGCUUCUGUGAAAUUGAUGGGAAUUGUCUCCUGGAAGAGUAUAAUCUAAUGGUUAGAGCAGGGAAUUUUGAGAGCAAGGGUCUGGAAGCCAGGCUCAGAUUUCUGGGCUCUGUUCCUAGCUGUGCGAUGGAGUCAUUGUGUCAUUUUGGACAAAUGCUUUCCUUGCCUUACUUUCCCCACAUCUGAUACAGAGAUAAUGCUGUGAACCCUCCUCUGAACUCCUCGGGGAGAAGGUGCUGUGGAAUCUUACCUGAGAACUCAUCGUGUUGCUGAUGACGUAUUUGUAUUGUAUUGUUGCACAGGAAAAUAAAGCAGGGUGUCACAGUAGAGUCCUGCACGGAGAAGAGA